This is a messenger RNA of Tupaia belangeri chinensis (Chinese tree shrew), 954 nucleotides long. RefSeq names its product protein disulfide-isomerase-like protein of the testis. The annotation marks the transcript as partial. The record is from RefSeq and is a predicted model, not a curated record. The transcript is spliced from 5 exons. Gene Ontology annotation, biological process: protein folding. Lineage: Eukaryota; Metazoa; Chordata; Mammalia; Scandentia; Tupaiidae. Gene Ontology annotation, cellular component: endoplasmic reticulum.
AUCCUUUUCAUCCUUGUGAAUGCAGACGAACCAAGAAAUGGGCGUGUCUUUGAGUACUUCCGCAUCACAGAGGUCAAUGUCCCAUCUGUCCAAAUCCUAAACUUAAGCUCCGAUGCCAGGUACAAAAUGCCUUCGGAUGAGAUAACCUAUGAAAACCUCAAGAAAUUCGGGCUCAGUUUCCUGAGUAGAAAUGCCAAGAAACAUCAAUCCAGUGAAGAGAUUCCAAAAUAUUGGGACAAGGGGCUGGUUAAACAGCUCGUGGGGAAGAACUUCAACGUGGUCGUCUUCGACAAGGAAAGGGAUGUAUUUGUGAUGUUCUAUGCACCCUGGUCUGAAAAAUGUAAGGCGCUGUUCCCGCUAUUGGAGGAGUUGGGCAGAAAGUAUGAAAACCAUUCCACAGUCACCAUCGCCAAGAUAGAUAUCACAGCAAAUGACAUCCAACUGAUGUACCUGGACCGGUAUCCAUUCUUCAGGCUUUUCCCCACCAACUCUCAACAAGUUGUCCUGUAUAAGGGAGAACAUACCAUGAAGGGCUUUUCUGACUUCUUAGAAAGUCAUAUCAAGACCAGAGUUGAGAAUGAGGAUGAGUUAUUGUCUGUUGAGGAAAAUGAUGUGAUAGAAGAGGAGAUACUAGCUGAAGAACAAGAGUUAUCUUUGAUGGAGAAAGAGUCACUGGAAGAGCCCUCGCCUGAGCUGGAGAAUGUCACCAAGCUGGAACAACCAACUAGUCAGAAGGAAGCAGCAGAGGAGGAGGUGAUGGUGGCUAUACCAACGGAACCUCCAAGACAAGAGAAGAAACAAAAAGUCAAGGAAGAACUUUAACUUCUCCAAAGCGAAGAGGAAAAAUGCCCAUUUUUCAGGUGCUGGCAUCAUUUUCUGAGUGGAAAUACUCCAAUGAAAUUAUAUAUCAUUGUGGUAGGGUGGGUGGGAAGCUGGAUAAUAAAGCCUUGGAAU